AUUCUUUUCCUAUCAUGUCAACCAGGGAAGAUGAACCUUCUGCUUCCGGAACUGUUCCGCUUCUUGGAGAGGAUACUUCUGAAGUGGGAUAUGAAUCAUAUCACGUUGUCUCCACUAGAAGUAAAAUCAAAAGAUUGCUUCCCGUCUUAACAGUUAUAUUUGGCACCAGUUUUUUAGUUGCAGGACUCAUCUUUGUUGCCUUUCCGGGCUGGUUUUGGAAAAAUUCUCCUUCACAAACAGGUGGCGAAUCUGGAGAUGACGGUGGUGAAACCGUAUUUUCUCAAGGUGAAGACCAGUCUCAAAACUCACUAGCAACCUCCAUAGUAGAAGCGAUGGACUCAAGAAUCGAUCCCUGUGAGGAUUUUUACAGAUAUGCGUGUGGCGGUUGGCUGAAUAGAACUUCGAUUCCACCCGAUAGGUCUUCAUACGGAAAGUCCUUUACAGUUUUGACUGAAAGGAUCGAAGCAACACUUCGAAACCUUUUAGAAGGAGAGCUUUAUAUGGGACGUACUAAAACAGGCAAACUUUAUUAUUCUUGCAUGAAUAUGCCUGACGAUUCCAAUUCUUUUCUGCAGUAUUUGAAUCUCUCGUACUACAGCCUGGUGAAGGAUCUUUCAGACUCGAGAAGCAUUGCCAAUUUGACAGCAUUGUUCCAUAGCGCUCAAAUCAGUGUCUUCUUCGAGGCUAGUGUUGCCGAAGAUUUAUUGGAUCCAACAAAGUACUCUUUUUAUUUCUCUCAGGGAGGCCUUUCUCUUCCUUCGCGAGAAUAUUAUUUGGAACAAUCAACAGAACGGAAAAAAAUUCGUUCGCAAUAUCUCAGCUAUAUUAAGGAUUUAUUCAAUUCAACUUUGUUGCACACAAAAAAUGAGUCAGAAGAGAGUUCCUCCAUAUUUUCUUUGAGUUUGGAGGAAGCUGCUAAUGAAAUUUUGCUGUUAGAGACUGUGCUUGCCAAUAUUUCUCGACCUCUCGCAGAUUUGAGAGACCCAAACAUUUCUUACAAUCCAGUGCCUAUUACGCUUAUCCCUCAAUAUAUGCACAUUGAAGCAUAUUUAUCUGUUUUGGGUGUUGAUCCCAGUGUGAUAGACAACAUAGUUGUGAUAGACAGUGUUGAAUUCUUUGCAAAGUUGAGUGAAAUGAUGAACACCACUCCAGUAGAUACUAUCAAAGCUUAUAUGACUUUUCAUGCUCUUAAUUCGUUGGUCUCCGAUGGUAUGUUGGGAGAAAGUUUGUACGACAAGUACUUCGAUUUCUAUGGAAGAAAGAUUGCUGGACAGAAAGAGAAAUCACCUCGUUGGAGACGUUGUUUAUCUUAUACCAACAGUGGACUCGGAGACUUACUUGGAAUGGCUUUUGUCGAACAGAAUUUUUCGUCGUCCAGAAAGGAGUCAGCGGAAAAUAUGCUUCGAAAGAUUGAGGCGUCAUUUGCUGUGGUUUUACGAGACUCUCCGUGGUUAAGUGAAGAGGUCAAAAGUGCAGCAGCAGAGAAGCUCCGUGAAGUCAAUAACAAGAUAGGCUACUCGGAAAGUCCUGAUACCUAUGAUGAUGUCGAAAUUUCUAAUGAUAACUUUUUCUUAAAUAGUCUAUCUAUAAGACUGCACGGCAGUAAGAAAGCGCUGCAGAAGUUGGGCAAGCCUGUAGAUAAAAAGGAGUGGCUGAUGACUCCGCAAACCGUGAACGCGUACUACAAUCCAUCUCAAAAUGAAAUGGUUUUUCCUGCUGCGAUAUUACAGAUUCCCUUUUUUUCUGAAGAGUAUCCAGCUGCUGUAAAUUUUGGUGGACUCGGUAGUGUUAUGGGUCAUGAACUGAGCCAUGGAUUUGAUGAUCAAGGACGUAAGUUUGAUGGCAAAGGUGCAUUUCAUGAAUGGUGGACAAGUGACGUUGAAACAAUGUUUGAAGAACGAGCGCAGUGUGUGUCUAAGCUUUAUUCGUCAUUUUAUCCCAGCGAACUUUCCUCUGAGCAUCACGUCAACGGUAACUUGACUCUUGGAGAAAAUAUUGCAGACCUCGGAGGAGUGAAAGUUGCUUACCAGGCGUAUAAAUACUUCUCUGGUGGACUUGCAACACAAUUUUCUGGCAAUGACUUUGUUCCAGGCUUAAACGAUGAGCAACUAUUUUUUGUCUCCUACGCGCAGCUUUGGUGCCGAAAAUACACCCGAGAGACCUUGGAAAUGCUAUUGGAGACUGAUCCACACAGCCCCAGCGAGUUCCGUGUCAAAGGACCACUCUCCCAAUACCAAGAAUUUGCAAAUGCGUUUGGUUGUCAGAAAGGAUCGAUAUAUGCUCCUGAACAAACUUGCAGUGUUUGGUAAUGAUUUUGUUGUUCUGCAUGGUUUGCACAGUGGAAGAAAUGAAUAGUUCUUAAUAUUCCUUUCUUUAGCCUUCUCAUAAUUUUCUUGACGUACACCAUAGUCUUGUUGUUUUAAUAAAGACGAAUCCCACAAA
Molecule: messenger RNA, 2442 nt
Organism: Galdieria sulphuraria
Lineage: Eukaryota; Rhodophyta; Bangiophyceae; Galdieriales; Galdieriaceae
Product: endothelin-converting enzyme
Exons: 10
Coding region: 15-2309 (764 amino acids)
Biological process (GO): protein processing
Cellular component (GO): plasma membrane
Molecular function (GO): metalloendopeptidase activity
Source: RefSeq, a predicted model, not a curated record